AUUGCAAUUUGCAUCAACAAAGGAGAGCAUGAUUUGGUGUUGAAGUGAAGAGUGCCGCCGUGGUGAGAAGAAGAAGAAUGGAAGGAAGGAGGCGCGGUGGUUGGUGUGGUCGGCGCAUAGUCGCAACCAGAAGAGGAACUUCCGGCGCCACCGUCAGCAAUGGCUUCCGUCUCAACAGCACCACCAGCAACGAUGACAGUGUCGUCAAGAAGCUCUUCGGCCGCGAGAUUUGUUCCAAGCCUCACCGUGCUUUCGCCGCCACCACCGCUUCUCACAGAUUCCGCACCAUGCGUUUGACUCAACAGUACGACACUCACGAUCCGAAGGGACCCUCUUCUCCUUCUCCUCUUCUGCCCUUUCUGAUGAAGAGGACUAAGGUUGUUGAGAUCGUCGCUGCUAAAGAUAUAGUGUUUGCUCUUGCUCAUUCUGGUCUCUGUGCUGCUUUUAGUAGAGAAACAAAUGAGAGGAUUUGUUUAUUGAAUGUCUGCCCUGAUGAAGUCAUCCGCAGCCUCUUCUACAAUAAGAACAAUGACUCGCUUAUUACAGUGUCUGUUUAUGCUUCUGAGAGCUUCAGCUCUUUGAAAUGCAGAUCGACAAGGAUUGAAUACAUACGGAGGGCCAAGCCGGAUGCUGGCUUUCCUCUUUUCCAGUCGGAGUCUUUAAAAUGGCCUGGAUUUGUGGAAUUUGAUGAUGUUAACGGAAAGGUCCUAACUUACUCUGCACAGGAUAGUAUAUACAAGGUGUUUGAUCUUAAAAACUACACCAUGCUUUACUCGAUUUCAGAUAGGAAUGUUCAAGAAAUCAAGAUCAGUCCAGGCAUCAUGUUGUUAAUCUUCAAUAGAACCAGUGGCUAUAUUCCCCUUAAGAUUAUAUCCAUUGAAGAUGGCACAGUUCUCAAAACAUUUAAUCAUCUACUUCAUCGGAAUAAGAAGGUGGACUUCAUAGAGCAAUUCAAUGAAAAGCUUCUUGUCAAGCAAGAAAAUGAGAACCUUCAGAUACUUGAUGUUCGAAAUGCUGAGCUAAUGGAAGUAAGCAAAACUGAGUUCAUGACCCCAUCAGCAUUUAUCUUUCUGUACGAGAAUCAGUUGUUCCUUACAUUCAGAAACCGAACAGUUGCUGUUUGGAACUUCCGUGGGGAGCUUGUUACUUCAUUUGAGGAUCACCUGUUAUGGCAUCCAGACUGCAACACAAAUAACAUAUACAUAACAAGUGAUCAGGAUCUAAUCAUCUCAUACUGCAAGGCUGAUUCUGAAGAUCAAUGGAUGGAAGGCAAUGCGGGUUCAAUUAAUAUCAGCAAUAUCUUAACGGGAAAAUGCGUGGCUAAAAUUAAUGCUGCAAAUACCUGCACGAAGGUGGACGAGUGCAGCUGCACUGCUUGCAGCUGCAAGCAGACUCAUUCAUCCCAAAUAAGGAGCUCGGUUGCAGAGGCUUUGGAAGACAUAACUGCCCUCUUUUAUGACGAAGAUCGAAACGAGAUAUACACCGGUAACAGGCAUGGUCUUGUUCAUGUAUGGUCCAACUGAUGAAAAGGCUUUUCCUUUUAAUUCUGGCUUGGAUUUUCUGAUGGGAAUGAUUCUGAUUCAGCAUUGGAUGCCUCUGAACUGCCUCAGCAUUGUACAAUAUCUGUCAUUUGAUAUGAAAUGGUUAUCUAGCACAAUGUUGUUGUGUGUUUCAUAGUUUAUGCUGAGAUAACCAGUUAUAGGGUGAAUAUUUACCUGUUCAGGAAGUAUUUUGUAUCUAUGCUUUUCUUGUACUUUGAGUUUUAGGUCCUUUUAGAGGUUUGUCUUUAUAGUUUCUGUAUAGCGCAAUGACUUCUGGAUAUUUUGAGGCCGAUGAGACAUCUUGUAUUAUUAGUUUAUCUUGGAAACUAAAGGGGAUAAUGUGGGAUGGAUGCAAAAUGGGCAGAGUACAUGGGUUUUUAUCCCUUAUCUGUAUCAUUGGUGUAAAUCACACAAUUAAUCUGAAAAACAAUUCGGUUUAGUUGCAA
Molecule: messenger RNA, 1987 nt
Organism: Lotus japonicus
Lineage: Eukaryota; Viridiplantae; Streptophyta; Magnoliopsida; Fabales; Fabaceae
Exons: 7
Coding region: 78-1523 (481 amino acids)
Molecular function (GO): protein binding
Source: RefSeq, a predicted model, not a curated record